Molecule: messenger RNA, 1230 nt
Organism: Oryza brachyantha (malo sina)
Lineage: Eukaryota; Viridiplantae; Streptophyta; Magnoliopsida; Poales; Poaceae
Product: short-chain dehydrogenase TIC 32, chloroplastic-like
Exons: 7
Coding region: 174-926 (250 amino acids)
Source: RefSeq, a predicted model, not a curated record
GAGGCCAUGACAGCGAUGGAACUGGAAGGAUUAGCGUGGAUCUUUUGCAGGAGAACGUUGGGAGGAGGGGGAGUGGCUGCGCCGACGAGGCGGCCGGGCUGACUGACGGAGGAGGGCGCCGGGCUCUGGUGUCGUCGUCCGUGCUCGCCAGGUGCUCGGUUGCAAACACAGCUAUGUGGGUUUUCAGCUUCAACCGCAAAGGCCCCUCCGGCUUCUCCGGCGCCUCCACCGCCGAGGAGGUCACCGCCGGCAUCGACGCCCGGGGUUUGGUCGCCGUCAUCACAGGUGCAUCGAGUGGCAUCGGGCUGGAGACGGCGCGCGUCUUGGCGCUGCGCGGCGCGCAUGUUGUCAUGGCCGUGCGCAAUGUCGCUGCUGGUCACAGGGCCAGCGAGGGGAGCUGCGCCGAGAUCCCCAGCGCCAGAGUCCAUGUGCUGGAGCUGGACCUCAGCUCUAUGGAUUCGGUGAGGAGAUUUGCAUCCGAGUUUGACUCUCUAAACCUACCGCUCAACAUACUCAUUAAUAAUGCUGGAAUCCUGGGAGAUAACUGCACACUCUCCAUCGACGGUCUAGAAUUGCAUUUUGCCACAAAUCACAUUGGCCAUUUUCUUCUAACAAACCUCUUACUGGAGAACAUGAAGAGUGCAAGUAGGGAAAGUGGCGUUGAAGGAAGAAUCAUAAAUGUGUCGUCUUCGGGGCAUAUUAUGACAUAUCCUGAAGAGAUAUGUUUUGAAAAACUGAAGGAUCCUUCAAGAUUAAACCGUCUUAUUGCUUACGGCCAGUCCAAGCUUGCCAACAUUUUGCACUCUUAUGAGCUGGCACGCGUUCUGAAGGGAGAUGGUGUGAACAUUUCAGCAAAUGCAAUCCAUCCAGGUGUUAUUGUAACCAACCUGUUCAGGCACAAUACUAUUAUCAAUGGUAACUCCUAGACCUUGCAGAAGAAAAUUAUGCAGUGAAACUAGGUUUUGGUAACAACUCAGGAUUUUUGAUUGUUCCUAGAGUGGAAAUCAUGCUUGUCCUGAUGUUAUUUAAACACAUAUCUGCUUAUAACUAUGUAAUUUUUAACUGUUCUUGCGCAUUGGUUCUCUUGCAGCUCUAAUGAGCUCCAUUGGAAGAAUCACAUCAAAAAAUGUAGAACAGGAAACAUUACCCCCACCCACCCCCAAAGUCAUCUUAGUUAUCUAGUUAUGUUAUUGCAUGUAAGUAGGCCUGUUUAAACCUUAGGCUAGCCUG